Messenger RNA from Microdochium trichocladiopsis, 2988 nucleotides. Its product is annotated as glycosyltransferase family 2 protein. The transcript is spliced from 3 exons. Gene Ontology annotation, cellular component: cell periphery; cell septum. Bases 1 to 2988 code for a protein of 995 amino acids. The record is from RefSeq and is a predicted model, not a curated record. Gene Ontology annotation, molecular function: chitin synthase activity. Lineage: Eukaryota; Fungi; Ascomycota; Sordariomycetes; Xylariales; Microdochiaceae.
AUGGACGGCUCCCGUCCACCUGACUACUCGCUACCGCCAUACGACGAUGAGCCAGACCAUGGCUACCCAAGCCAAGGCGCUGCCAUCAGGCUACUCACCUCGAUGGAGGAACAUAUUCCAGAAACCAGACCUAUCCGGCCAACUCCCAAGAGAUCAUUCCAGUCAUCCUUGAGAUCCGGUCACUCGCGAGAGUCCUCUUUCAUGGACCCUCCCUACAUUGCACGACCCGACUCGGCCUACGAGCCUUUCAGAUCCAGAGAUGGCGCCUCGUCACCAACUAGAUCAUGGACACCAUCGCGCAUGUCCACGGCGUCCUUGUCAGACUUCUCCCGGCCCACUGCGUCCAACGUCCAGUACGAGCCAGCCGACCUCAACGGUAGCCCUCGCCCGGGCACUCCAUCCUCCAGAUACGGCGGAAGCCCUCGAAGGCCGCUUCCUCCAGCACCACUGUUCUCUGGCGCAGCCCGCGACUCUUCUUACACAGCAGACGACGCGACAGUCAAUAUCCCCUUAGAUCCCGACAAUGACGACGUGUUUGGUUCCGAUGUGACAGACAACCGGCCUCACCUGCACUCGUACGCAUCCGACUCUCAGGCAACCCUUAGCGCGGAUCCCAACGCCGAUGACUACGAGGAAAAGAUUGAGCAUUAUGGCUCUGCGCCUAGCGGCAAGCAAGAACGCCGUGGUGUCCGCGCUCCCGAGAUGUCGAAGAAGGAGGUGCAACUCAUCAACGGCGAACUAGUUCUCGAGUGCAAGAUUCCGACCAUUCUUUACAGCUUCUUGCCUCGCAGGGACGAGGUCGAGUUCACCCAUAUGCGGUACACGGCUGUCACGUGUGACCCGGAUGACUUUGUCGAACGCGGCUACAAGCUUCGCCAGAACGUGGGCAAGACCACGAGAGAGACAGAGAUCUUCAUUUGCGUCACAAUGUACAACGAAGACGAGAUUGGCUUUACACGCACGAUGCAUGCAGUCAUGAAGAACAUCAGCCACUUUUGCGCACGCAACAAGUCCAGAACCUGGGGCGACAACGGCUGGCAAAAAAUUGUCGUCUGCAUCGUAUCUGAUGGCAGAGAGAAGAUUCAUCCUCGCACACUUGAUGCCCUGGCUGCCAUGGGCGUUUACCAGCACGGAAUCGCAAAGAACUAUGUCAACUCAAAAGCCGUGCAGGCUCACGUCUACGAGUACACAACACAGGUGUCGCUCGACUCGGACCUCAAAUUCAAGGGAGCUGAGAAGGGCAUUGUGCCAUGUCAGUUGAUCUUCUGCCUAAAAGAGCGCAAUCAGCGCAAGCUGAACUCCCAUCGCUGGUUCUUCAACGCCUUUGGCAGAGCUCUCAACCCCAACGUCUGCAUCCUCCUCGACGUCGGAACACGGCCCGGAAGCACCUCGCUUUACCACCUGUGGAAGGCCUUUGACAACGAUUCGAAUGUUGCAGGCGCUUGUGGUGAGAUCAAGGCGAUGAAGGGCAAGUUUGGUGCGUACCUACUCAACCCUCUUGUGGCAUCGCAAAACUUCGAGUACAAGAUGUCAAACAUCCUCGACAAGCCUCUGGAGUCUGUUUUCGGCUACAUUACGGUUCUGCCUGGUGCCCUCAGCGCGUACCGGUAUCACGCCCUACAAAACGAUGAGACUGGCCACGGCCCGCUGAGCCAGUACUUCAAGGGAGAAACCCUGCACGGCCAGCACGCGGAUGUCUUCACAGCCAACAUGUAUCUCGCCGAAGAUCGUAUUCUCUGCUGGGAGCUGGUCGCCAAGCGCAGCGAGCGGUGGGUCUUGAAAUAUGUCAAGAGCUGCACAGGAGAGACUGAUGUCCCCGACGCGCUCUCCGAGUUCAUCUCGCAGCGUCGUCGCUGGCUGAACGGCGCCUUCUUCGCUGCUGUGUACUCCUUGGUGCACUUCAGGCAAAUUUGGUCCACUGAUCAUACCCUCGCCCGCAAGGUGCUGCUGCACAUCGAGUUUGUGUACCAGUUCAUCCAGCUGUUGUUCACGUACUUCUCGCUGGCCAACUUCUACCUCACAUUCUUCUUCAUUGCUGGCGGUCUGGCAGAUCCAUUGGUUGACCCUUUUGGCCACGGCAUUGGCAAUGUCAUCUUCAUCAUCCUCCGGUACAGCUGCGUCCUGCUCACGGCCAUGCAAUUCAUCAUCUCUCUCGGCAAUCGACCUCAGGGUGCACGCAAGCUGUACCUGGCCAGUGUGAUCGUCUACUCUAUCAUCUCGGUGUACACGGUUUUUGCGACGAUCUACGUGGUGGUCCGCCAAUUCACCAGUCUCAAAGACGAGAUGACGCUCGGCAACAACAUGUUCACCAACGUCAUUGUCUCAAUAACCUCGACAGUGGGGCUGUACUUCCUCAUGUCUGUUGUCUACAUGGAUCCGUGGCACAUGAUCACCAGUGCUGCGCAGUACUUCCUGCUGCUCCCUAGCUACAUCUGCACUUUGCAGGUGUACGCCUUCUGCAACACCCACGACGUGACUUGGGGUACCAAGGGUGACAAUGUCAUCAAGACAGACCUUGGAGGUGCUGUCGGCAAGGGUGGCGGCACUGUCGAGCUCGAGAUGCCUUCUGAGCAACUUGACAUCGACUCCGGAUAUGAUGAGGCGCUUCGGAACCUCCGUGACCGCGUCGAGGUACCCGAGAGUCCCACUUCGGAGGCUCAGAUGCAAGAGGACUAUUACAAGAGCGUGCGAACAUACAUGGUCGUGGUAUGGAUGAUGGCCAAUGCCAUCCUGGCCAUGGCGAUGAGCGAGAUCUACCAUGACAAGAGUGUUGGCAACAAUGCCUACGUCACUUUCAUCCUGUGGGCUGUGGCUGCUCUUGCGCUGUUCCGUGCGCUGGGCAGCUUGACCUUCCUCGCGACGCAUUUCUUCGCCAUGAUUGUGGAAGGAAGAGUCAAGAUGAGUCUGAAGGUGCCCGUAUGGGUCGGUGGAUUUGGCGAGAAGAUGAGCGAUACAAUGAGCAGCGUGGUAAGUAGUGUCAAGCGGUAA